This is a messenger RNA of Limulus polyphemus (Atlantic horseshoe crab), 1119 nucleotides long. RefSeq names its product zinc finger protein 239-like. The transcript is spliced from 3 exons. Lineage: Eukaryota; Metazoa; Arthropoda; Merostomata; Xiphosura; Limulidae. Gene Ontology annotation, molecular function: RNA polymerase II cis-regulatory region sequence-specific DNA binding; DNA-binding transcription factor activity. Gene Ontology annotation, biological process: regulation of transcription by RNA polymerase II. The record is from RefSeq and is a predicted model, not a curated record. The annotation marks the transcript as partial.
AACAUAUCUGUCCAAGAGAAAACAGAACAUCUUGGUGAUCUGUUAGAAGAUGAUGUUAUUUCAAAGUUCAGCGACAGCAAUGAUGAUGAUCAGGAUAGUUCAAACUAUAAUGAUGUGAAUGUUAAAACUAAAACUGAAUUUCCAGAAGACAUUGAAUCUGUGUUAAAAAGUACAUCUGAUAUUAAGACCUGCUGGGGGAGUCAGUGUCCUGGUAAUCAUGUCAUAAAACAAGAAGAUUACUUUAUAGAAGUUAGAAAUUCCCCAAAACUAAACAGUGGUAUAUAUGGAGAAUCAACUUUAAAUGGAAAUAACCUAAACAAAUUUAAUAUACCUCAGUGUAAUGGUAAAACAUACAGUUGUGUAAUCAGUGGAAAAAAAAUUGAAACAGUGGAUAACCUAACACAAGAAAAGAGGAUACAUUCUAGAGAGAAACGGUAUCAUUGUGCAGUUUAUGGAAAACAAUUUGAGAGAAAUAGUUCCUUAGAACAACAUGAAAGAACUCACACUGAGGAGAAACCUUAUAGUUGUGGAAUUUGUGAAAAAAAAUUUGGAUCAAGCAGUAACUUAAAAUCACAUCAAAGAAUACACACUGGGAUGAAACCAUAUAGUUGUAUAGUUUGUGAAAAACAAUUUAGAACAAACGGUAACUUAAAAAGCCAUCAAAAUAUACAUUGUGGGGAGAAACCUUACAAUUGUUCAGUGUGUGGAAAAUACUUUGGCACAAAGAGUAUCUUAAAAGCACAUCAAGGAAUACACACGGGUGAAAAACCUUACUCUUGUACAGUUUGUGGAAAACAAUUUAGAAGAAAUGCUGAUUUAAAAGAACAUCAAAGAAUACAUACUGGGGAGAAACCUUACAGUUGUUCAGUAUGUGAAAAACAAUUUAGAAGAAAUUGUGAAUUAAGAGGGCAUGAAAGAAGACAUAUUAUGGAGAAGCCUUACAGUUGUACAGUUUGUGAAAAACAAUUUGAAAUAAGGAGUAUUUUCAAAAUACAUCUAAGAAUGCACACAGGAGAGAAACCAUACAGUUGUUUAAUGUGUGGAAAACACUUUGCAUUAGUCACGGUUCGUGUGUUAGCAUUAUCAGAUCAGUUAGCCUUAUAUUCCCAAUCACGUUGA